UUGAGAAGUGGAGGUAGCCUGCGUUCUUAUUGUACAUUUUCCAUUUAGCGGACCUGAGAAGAUAACCUGUAACUGAUGUUUGGUCCUGCUGUGCCGACAUAAAGUCUCUUUGUAGAUUAUUACUGGAGGAAUUUAUUGAACAGUUUUACUUACUCAUUGACACUGUAAAAGAGGAGGGAACCAUGAACAGUCUGGUGGAAACAGAGGACGACCAAUACAGUCCAAUACAUCUCACUGGGCUCGGAAUAUGUUGCCCCCUCAGUCCCAAACAGCACCACAAUGGGCCUGGUCUGGAGAGCCCACAGCAGUACACCAAAUGGCUCCCCAGCCGCCACGAGGCCAGCCUGCUGCCCAUGAGAGAGGACCUGGCUCUCUGGCUCAACAUAUUUCUAGACUCUGGGGUCACGGCUGACAGCCUGAUGGACAGGCUGGAUAAUGGGGUUCUGCUGUGCCAGCUGGCCGAGGAGCUACAGGAGAGGAUGAUCCAAGGCAGCAAUGGCAAGCCCUUCGUCCGCAGGGUGAUUCAUUGGCGAGCUGAUGCUACUUCUGGCUCUUUCUUUGCCCGGGACAACGCUGCCAACUUCCUCUACUGGUGUCGGAAGAUUGGUGUGGAUGAGACUUACCUGUUUGAGUCUGAAGGUUUGGUGCUCCACAAACAACCUCGGGAGGUGUGUCUCUGUCUUAUGGAGCUGGGAAGGAUUGCAGUCAGGUAUGGUGUGGAGCCCCCAGGGUUGGUGAAGCUGGAGAGAGAGAUAGAGAGGGAGGAGGCAGGGUCUCUCACCCCAUCGUCACCUCUGGCCUUCCCCUCACCCACAACUCUUCCCUUAAUCUUACCGCUGCUCCAUGCUCCUACACCCCCUGCUUCUGUAACCCCACCUCCCAGUCCAAGCCCACCCCCUUCCUCAGCCCCAAUAGACCCUACACCUCCAACUUCCAUCUCAUCCUCGUCAACCACCACCAGCACAACUUCCACUCAAACCUCACCUGUUACCACUGUCACAACCUCCACGCAGACCCCUCCAACAACACCAACCACAGAUACUAUCUCAGCCCUGAGCCUUACAGAGACCCCUGUCUCCCCAUCUACACAUUCUCCGCCACUGCCGUCACCUCCAUCCCAACCCUCACCCUCUCCCUCACCUAAGCCCAUGGCGCGUCGUCCAAGCAAAUCAUCUGCUAAGAAGACGCCAAGCACAUGCGACUUGUUGGAUGACAUUGUGAGAAACAUUAUCGAGGACCCGCCAUGCAGCUGCCCCACUAAGUUCCCUGUGGAGAAGCAUCCUAAAGGACGCUAUCGUGUCGGGGAGAAGGUCCUCUACGUACGAAUGCUGAAUGAGCGUCAUGUGAUGGUGCGCAUCGGGGGAGGCUGGGAGACCUUGGGAUGUUACCUGCUGAAGCAUGACCCCUGCCGGAGUCCACCGGUCACCCCGCUCAGGACCUGUUGGGCCAAAGGAAAGUCCCCCAACAUGAAGGACCUCUUACCACUGUCACCAGACAGCUACAUGGUGGUGGGGGCACACUAUCGUGCCAAGAAAUAAAACAUGAAUCUGUUCAACCAUAACAGAUAACUGUCAACAAAAUACCUGGCAUGGUGUUAUUUUGGGGCGGUAGGUAGCCUAGUGGUUAGAGCAUUCGGACAGUAACCGAAAAGUUGCUAGAUCGAAUCCCCGAGCUGACAAGCUAAAAAUCUGACAAGCUAAAAGGCAGUUAACCCACUGUUCCAAGGCCGUCAUUGUAAAUAAGAAUUUGUUCUUAACUGACUUGCCUAGUUAAAUAAAGGUUAAAUAAAUAAAACAAUUUAAGAUUAGUUUGAAAAAGUGAUCUUACCAGUAAAAAUCUAUCCUGUAGUCGUUAAAAGAGUUGAUUCAGAAAGGCUAGUAUAGCUGAGAGGUAAUGGCGUUUAGAAUUGUAUUUUACUACAUUGGAUGAGGGCUCAUCUGAAGACUGUCCUGUCCUGGCAAAAAUGUGAACUAUCAAUUUAUCUGUAGUCAGUUGUUUGAUGGUUAGCUACUACCCUGCAGCCUUGACUCUUCCUCAUUUGCUGGAAUUAUCAUGACUGAGGACACAGACAGAAAAUACCCAACUCUCCUCUAGGUGGCACUGUGUCAUAAGCAAUAGAUGAUACAAGCAACACUUAGACCAGGGUUUCUUAGCCUCUAUGGCUGAAUUUAGACAUGCAGCACAAUUAUGAUAUUUUUUUGACCAACCAGAUCAGCCCUAAGAUGAUCUAAUGUGAAAAGACCUGUGAUUGGUCAAAAGACCUAUUGGUGGAAAAAAAUAUCAUAAUUGGGCUGCCUGUCUAAAUGCAGCCUAAUAUUAUUACAGGGAAUUCAUCCACUGAGGUCCACUAAAAGUAAGCCUAGCAUUUGGAGUAAAUCAGUGUCAGCUCACUAACUGACAGAUGUCAGCAACAUCCAUGUGAUUGUUUUUAAAACCUCAUCAGUUCUGUAUUAGUUUGGAGAAUGAAUAUGUGCUACAUAUUGAUGAAAGACAAACUGAGAUGGAUGAUGGUUGUUACUUUUAUUGUGAAAUCAUGGCAUUCGUGUAACUCCUCUGAAAAAUGUGCCACAUGUCCAACCAAAACUUUACUGCAGUGGUUGCAAGAACCAUAAUCGCCUAUGUGACUAAACUCUACAUGAGUGGGAAAUAGUGUACCUGUAAGCCCAGAUGGGCAGUUCACAGGAAGAGGUUUACCUAAGCUCAGUGUUUUUCUGUCGUGACAUAAGAUGACAUAGACAUCUAAAAUACAUGAAUAAUACAGACACAGUUGACUUCAGAAUAGUAUAUUAAUUACAUUUUAUUUCAGUAAAAUAAAUUAGAUUAAAAAAUGGACACAAGUUUGAAUACAUUAAAAGAAAUGAACCAUAAUGAUCUCAUGCGAGACUAUAAUGUCUUUUAAUCGUCUUUCUCCAUCCUCGUGGAUUGAACCAGUAUAAAUGACUUGUAGAAAAUCAUAGCAGUGCUACUUAAAGAGGUGCCACUUGAAAUUGUGGCAUUUGUACACAGUGUCCCACAUUGCUCACACUGAACACUUUCCAGUUCCUCAUGAAACACUAGAAGUCCCAAUAAGAGAAGUACU
Salmo salar (Atlantic salmon) is the source of this 3079-nucleotide messenger RNA. Its product is annotated as growth arrest-specific protein 2. Lineage: Eukaryota; Metazoa; Chordata; Actinopteri; Salmoniformes; Salmonidae. Gene Ontology annotation, molecular function: microtubule binding; actin filament binding; cytoskeletal adaptor activity. Gene Ontology annotation, cellular component: actin filament. The record is from RefSeq and is a predicted model, not a curated record. Gene Ontology annotation, biological process: actin crosslink formation.